CCAUAACUACUUUGGUUGCCAUUUGCCCAAUUUUAGCCUGGGCCCUAGAAUCUAGUCCUUCGAGUUCGAUCGGUGUAGCUAUGUCUUCUCCUUCCAUGCUAAAAACUGAUGCUUUGAACGUGCUCAGAUGUAUAACAAGGGAGCUGAGAUAUGCCAAGCCACAGUCAUCUCCACGCAACCUGCUAGCCUUUCAGUACCUCAUGAAGCAGUACAGACAAAACCAGGUCACCCAAGAACAAGUUUGCAGAGCACAAAAUGGCUUGUUGCAUAAUGCACAGACCUAUCUGUGUCUUCUUCGCAGUACCAGGGAAUGUGAGGCAUUGAGAACAGAGUACUCACACAGUGAAAGAACCGUUCAAGAGAGUGCACGGCUUGUUGGAUUAGAACUUCCCAAGGUGCCACCCACUGAAUAAAGCAAAAUCAUGAAGUUAUGGAGUAGAUGGACUUAAAGAAAACUCUAUUUCCUUGAAGAUUUGUAGAGAAAUGCACAGGACAGUGGCACUUCUGGAUGAAGUUUGUAAAAGCCGUGGAUAAGGUCAGAAACAUCCGGGCCAGGAUAGUUCACAGUACCUAUUUAUUGGACUAGGUGACUCAUAAAUCCAAGGCCUUCUAUUUAAGUAUACUUCCCUCUGUCGUAAUUGUUAUCUAGAAUGAAUGUUUCAUCUAGACAUCACUAUUGCUCUAUGGCGGCCAUACAGGGAGUAAAAAACAGCGGUUUUAACAUUUUUUGUACCAGCUACAUAUAAAAUUUUCUACUUGCUGUACUACGCCAUAGUGUAGAGCAAAUGUUACUGAGGUAUUAUGAUGGACAAUAUUUUUUCAG
Messenger RNA from Lytechinus variegatus (green sea urchin), 823 nucleotides. RefSeq names its product protein FMC1 homolog (gene fmc1). The transcript is spliced from 3 exons. Gene Ontology annotation, cellular component: mitochondrion. NCBI's taxonomy places the organism in Eukaryota, Metazoa, Echinodermata, Echinoidea, Temnopleuroida, Toxopneustidae. Bases 81 to 413 code for a protein of 110 amino acids. The record is from RefSeq and is a predicted model, not a curated record.